Messenger RNA from Setaria italica (foxtail millet), 2634 nucleotides. RefSeq lists its product as uncharacterized. The transcript has 2 exons. Bases 1 to 2634 code for a protein of 877 amino acids. NCBI's taxonomy places the organism in Eukaryota, Viridiplantae, Streptophyta, Magnoliopsida, Poales, Poaceae. The record is from RefSeq and is a predicted model, not a curated record.
AUGGACGCCGAGGCCGGCAAUCCGGCGACGCCGCCGUCUGGGUCCGACAGCGGCAGCGGCCGUGGACACUCGUGGGAGUACAGCCUCCGCAAGUACCUCCUGCUGCUGGCCACGCUGGUGGCCACGGUGACCUACACCGCCGGGUUCAACCCUCCAGGCGGCGUCUGGCAGGACGCCGACCCGACCAGCGGCCGCAUCGCCGGGGACCCCAUCAUCCGGGACACCAUGCGCGCACGCUACCUGGUCUUCUUCUACAGCAACGCCACCGCCUUUGCCUCAUCGCUGGUGGUGAUCGUCCUCAUCCUCAUCCUUUCCGUCCUGCACGACAAGCGGAGGAUCCGCCUGCCACCACUGCUCGCCGUCCUCCGGUUCUUCAUGGUGCUAGACCUGCUCAGCCUCAUGGCCGCCUACGCCGCGGGCACGUUCCGAGACGUGCUCACGGCCGUCUACUCCUUGCUCCUGCUGACCGGCGUCGUCGUCUACCUUGUGGUCCACUUGGUGCUCGCCUGGCGGCUUACGAGGAAGGACGGCGUCGCAACCGUCGCAACCGCGCCGGAAGACAGCGCGCUUCUGAGGCUUCGCAAGGUGCUGAUGCUGCUGGCCACGUUCGCGGUGAGCGUCACAUACGUGGCCGGGCUCAGCGCGCCGGGCGACUUCUGGGACAACGAAGAGAAUGGCCAUAAGCCUGGCGACGCGAUUCUCAAGGGAGGACCCCACGACGCGCGCCUCAAAGCCUUCUUCGUAUGCAACACCACGGCGUUCGUCGCGUCCCUGCUCAUCCUCAUCAUGCUACUGCAGAAGAAGCUAUGCUUCAGCAAGAAGGUGCGGUCCUACGAGCUCUACGGCUUCAUCGCCAUCACGCUCCUUGGUCUCGUGGCAGCAUACUCCGCCGGCAGCUGCCGGGAGAUUGACACUACGGUCUAUGUCAACGCCCUUAUCGGUGCUGUUGUUUUGUGCAUUAUUGUUCAAGUGAUUAUUGUGAAAUAUGUCAGCGAGACCUGCUGGUGGGGGCAGUUAAAGGACAUCUAUAGAAGAAUGUCAACAUGGCUGCGAGAAAUAAGAGCAUCUGGUGGUUUGGAGGAACAAACUCAAGGUCCACAACCUAGCCGUGCAAGCGCCAGUGAUCAGCAAGGGAACCUACAAAGUCGUACGCUGGAGAAGGCUCGCUCUCUGGUCCUGUUGCUCGCCACUCUUGCAGCAGCCAUCACCUACCAAGCAGGGCUGGACCCGUCUGGUGGCCUGUGGCAGGACGACGACUCUGAGGCCGGGCACAUAGCCGGUGACCCGAUUCUCUUAACCGCAAAUCCCAGGCGGUACAAAACGUUCUUCUACUGCAACUCAGUCGCCUUCGUGGCCUCCCUGGUGGCCAUCGUCCUCGUCCGGAUGAAGACCCUGCACCAUCACAACGCGCUGGAGGCCGCCAUGGUACUGGACCUGUUUGGCCUCAUCGGAGCGUAUGCCGCUGGAAGCUGCCGGGAUGUGGGCACUUCCAUCUACGCCAUAGCCCUGGCAGGCGUAGUCCUGGUCUACGUGGUGAUCCAUGUCGUCUUCUUAACGUUGGACCACAGUAAUCGUCGGAUUGGGGACGAUGAGGUUGUGGAGAAGAGGCGCAAGCGACUGCUCCUCUUCGCCAUCUUGGCAGCCACUAUCACCUACCAAGCCGGGCUGACUCCACCAAGUGGCUUCCUGCAGAAGGACUACGAGUCUGGGCACCACGCAGGCGACCCAGUCCUGCUCUACAACGACCCACGCCGUUACAAGGCCUUCUUCUACUGCAACUCGGUGAGCUUCAUGCUGUCCAUCGCCCUUAUCAUCCUCCUGGUGAACCCAAACCUGUACAGACCAGCGAUCGGAAGCAAUGCGCUGUCUGUCUGCACGGCGGCAGGCAUGUUUGGUCUCAUAGGUCCCUACGCUGCUGGCAGCACACAGCAUCUGAAGACAUCGAUCUAUAUCUUCGCAUUGGCGCCUUUGGUUCUCUCCUUUGUGAUUGUGCUGGUUGCAGUGUUUGCGAUGAUCUAUAGAAAACAGGAGGACGAAGCUAACAACUGGAACAACGUCAUUACCAACAACAUAGCUGAUGAGUCACCCCAGGAUGGCGUUGCUCACUUCCAAGUUACUGCAGCACAGACCCCUGAGACAAUAGAUGAAGAAAAAUUGUUACACGCCAAGCGCAAGUAUCUGAUGCUCCUAGGGAUCCUGGUGGCGAGCGUCACCUACCAGGCUGGCCUGGAACCACCGGGAGCAGUUUGGCAGGGCGGGCCUGACGCGGGCGACCCAGUGAUGCACGACAACCAGAGGCCCCGGUACCUGGCCUUCUUCUACUGCAACUCCACCUCCUUCGUGGCGUCCAUCGUGGUCAUCAUCCUUCUCCUGCCUGAGUGGCUGCACAAGGAGAAGUGGUGGCUCCGAGUAAUGAACACGACGAUCGUGUUGGACCUGCUCGGCCUCCUGAUCGCCUAUGCUGCCGGCUCCAGCAGGUCGUGGAAGACCACCGGGUAUGUUUCCGCGCUCGUCAUCGCCGUGCUGGCCUAUUCUGCAGUCCAUGUGUUGCUGUCUUGCUUGAGCAGGAGACGUGCAUUUCCAGCAGCCGUCUCUGCAUCUCACUGUAAUGAAGAAGGAAACGGUGCAAGCUGA